Messenger RNA from Prorocentrum cordatum, 1220 nucleotides. The record is from the annotation of a GenBank genome assembly. Lineage: Eukaryota; Dinophyceae; Prorocentrales; Prorocentraceae.
GCCGUGCCGAGUGGCGGUCCUCGGCGCGCUUGUGCAGGCCUUCGAGUUCAGGCGCCCGUUGUUUGGCUUGCUGAGCCCCGUCUGGGCGCUCACGGGGGCGCGCGCGGUUGCCCGCUACGACGCUCAGAUGGUGGGGGAGCUGAUAUUCAACCUGGUGCUGCUGCCCGUGACUACCGCCCCUCUGCGCAGCCACGUGGACGGGAUGACCGCCGUCUCCGGCGCCUCGGAGUUCGGUGGGGGAGUCUGCGCGUCGGCGAACUUGAGGCUUGAGGCCCACGUGGGCCCGGCGGUGUCCCGAACGGCCUCGGCGGCCCAUGACGUGGCAGAUCACCUGGGAGUCGGCGCUCGGCUGCUCGGCGCGCAGAUGGACCCGCGGGUCGAUUGGGGCGACGUUGUGCGCGUGGGCGAGCACUGCGCUGAGGACGCGCUCGCCGCCUUCGGCAGGAGCUCGCUGCUCCUCGAGGUCCCGUGGAUCAUCGACCUCCUACGGCUGGCUUUUGGAGCGAGGCUGCACACUCUGCUCGACACCGUCGCGGGCUUGUCGGAGGCCAACGUCCAGGCGAUCGCCAGGCGGCCGAAGGUUGUCCCCCACCUGUUCUGCUCGCCCGCCUUCGUUCCGUGCCGCAGGCCGCGGCUCUACUGGCUCAGUGGACAGCUGCGCCUCACCGCGCGGCGCAGCGGUGCCGACGGGGGCCCCCGCCUGGAGGUCAUCGCGGCAAUGGGCUUGACGAUCGACCUCGGCUGGGAGGACGCCGGCUGGUCCGCCGCCGAGCUCCCCGCCGUGCGCGAGCUCGCCCUGGCCUCGAGCCUGGACGCCUUCCAGGCUGCGAGGAGAGGGAGGGACCGGUCGAGGAAGCUCGAUGUCAAGCACACUGCCGCCGCCACGAAGGUCUCGAACUCAGAGGGCGCGGCGGACGCCAGGUGCCUCGUCCUCGGCAGCAGCUCGAGCGCGCAUCCCGCGGCAUGGGCUUCGCAGCACGAGCUCCAGGCGGAGGGGGCUCUUGCGCGGCCCGCGACGAUCAGGGAGCUUGCGCACGGUGGGGAGCGUUGCGAGAUUUGGAACCAGUGCGGGACAUUCGAGGGCAACGCUGGUUGCCACGACACGGAAGAGUCGAGGCGCCUCGUCCUGCGCUGCUUCGGCCUUGGCGAAUGGGGCGGCUUGGACACCGCAUCGAUCGGGGCCUGCCCUGCUGCUCAGGAGCAGGCCGCGGUCGAGCUUG